UGUGCCUGCUGAGCUCGCUCGAUGCAAAGCAAGGGGAAAAGCAAUCUAAAACGGAGCUGCUAGGACGAAUCUUGCUCGUCCCUCACCCCGAUCUUUCUUUCCAUUCCCCUUGCUCGCUCUCUCUGGAUGCUACAAGAACUUGGGCUCUAGUUGGAAGCUAUUUAAAAACUAACAUGGUUUAAUCCUCUAACUGCAUGUUGGGUAAAUCGAAAGCCCGCACAUGGUCAUCCUCUUGCAAGCGAAUAAGUAGCAUCCGAUGGACAUUUUCUCUGCUUACAGCAUAGUAAUGAAUGUCUGACAGGCGCGACCUUUCAUAAGACAGCCUACAUUAUUGGCUUCCUGCCCAGAUUAUUGCUGCAACCCUAUCUGUGAUUGGUUAUCUCUCUAUCAUGCCUUGCUUCAGAAGGGGAAAACGGCCCCUUUUUAAUAAAUCUGUGAUGGCUGGCUGCAAUAUGCUAUACUGUUGGUACUAAGAAGUGCCUUUCCUGACGUCUCUGCUGCUUGGAUUCGCUUCUAGAGCAGUCUCUGCUUUUGCCUUGCUUGCUGCCAGCUAGACUGCGACGACACCACAUCCACCCUCACCUCUCGCCCAGCCACCCCUCCCCUCUAAGCAUCAGGCAUUGCCCUAGGCUGCUUUAGUUAAUCUUACAGAAAUAAAAGUUUGCUGGAAAAGUGAGCAGUCUUCUGCCAGGAAAAGAAAGGGGGGAAAAAAUCCGAAAGGAGAGGAAAAAAAAAGAAAGAAAGAUCCAAACCGGUUUCUUGAUUUGUUGCUCUAAACUGCUGCAUCUGUCUGUGCCAAACUAAUCAUUACCAAUUGCACCACACCAAAAAUUAAGAACAAAUAAUUAUUGCAGAUUCAGCUGUGUGUGGAGACAAACUUUUCCUGAGAGCAGCUUGAAAAAUUCUGUGUCCGAGGGUCUGCCACGUUUUUUUGCUGCUUGCAUUUGGGGCUCCAAAUCGGCAUUCAGAAUGGGUUACUGAGAGCACAAGGCUAGUUCGAAGGCACACACUUAAAUGCUCCUCUUACUUUUGAUCCUAGCAUUUCUCUAAGUUUAACCUCCCCCUUCCCCUUUUGAUUGACAGUUUCAUGCUGUGACUUUCUAGAGGGAAUAUCUCUUCCUUGCUGUCGCAACAACACAAUUUUACAUCUUUUACCAUUGGGCUCGGGAACUGGGGAAAUAUUUUGGAGGUGACAUUUUUCAUCAUUUCCAGUCUUAUCAGUUUGGCCUUUUUUAAUUUGUUCAUUUCAUUGACAAUUUUAACUACCUGUAAAAUCUAAACAUGGCUGUAAGUGUCACACCAAUCCGGGACACAAAAUGGCUAACACUGGAAGUAUGUCGAGAGUUCCAAAGAGGGACUUGCUCACGACCAGAUACGGAAUGUAAAUUUGCACAUCCAUCGAAAAGCUGCCAAGUUGAAAAUGGACGCGUAAUCGCCUGCUUUGAUUCAUUGAAAGGACGAUGUUCAAGGGAGAAUUGCAAAUAUCUUCACCCACCACCACACUUAAAAACACAGUUGGAGAUCAAUGGCCGCAAUAACCUGAUUCAGCAGAAGAACAUGGCCAUGCUGGCCCAACAAAUGCAACUAGCCAAUGCCAUGAUGCCUGGUGCCCCAUUACAGCCAGUGAACCAUAUCCCUCAGACAUUCCAAAAAAGAGGGGGGGAGGGAUCUGCAUAUUUCAUCGACACUGAUUGCAUUUAUCAAUACCAAACACUAAAGCAAGAGGAGUGCAGUCCAAGCGGCACCCCUGGACCUGUCAUUGUUUGUGCUCCACUUCAUGAGUUCCUGGGAUCAGUUGCUGGCUCAAAUGCCUUCCUUGAACAGGAAGCUUCCAUUUAUGAGAGGCCAAUGUUUUCAGUUGCACCAAGCCUAGCCACCAACGCUUCAACAGCCUUUAACCCCUAUUUGGGGCCAGUUUCUCCUGGCUUGGUCCCAGCAGAGAUCUUGCCAACAGCACCAAUGCUGGUUGCAGGGAAUCCUGGUGUGCCAGUUCCUGCUGCUGCUGCAGCAGCAGCACAGAAGCUAAUGCGGACGGACAGAUUGGAGGUAUGUCGAGAGUAUCAGCGUGGCAACUGUAACAGAGGAGAAAAUGAUUGCCGGUUUGCUCACCCUGCUGACAGUGCAAUGAUUGAUACCAACGACAAUACUGUUACUGUCUGUAUGGAUUACAUCAAAGGGAGAUGUUCAAGGGAAAAGUGCAAAUAUUUUCACCCUCCAGCCCAUCUGCAAGCUAAGAUCAAAGCUGCCCAGUACCAGGUCAAUCAAGCAGCAGCUGCUCAGGCAGCAGCUACUGCAGCAGCCAUGACUCAGUCGGCUGUCAAAUCACUGAAGCGACCCCUCGAGGCAACCUUUGACCUGGGGAUUCCUCAAGCUGUACUCCCCCCAUUACCAAAGAGGCCUGCGCUUGAAAAAACCAAUGGUGCCACUGCAGUCUUUAAUGCUGGUAUUUUCCAAUACCAGCAAGCUCUUGCAAACAUGCAGUUGCAACAGCAUACAGCCUUCCUCCCACCAGGCUCAAUAUUGUGCAUGACACCCGCUACAAGUGUUGUUCCCAUGGUGCACGGCGCUACGCCCGCCACUGUGUCUGCAGCAACAACAUCUGCCACAAGCGUCCCCUUCGCUGCAACUGCCACAGCCAACCAGAUUCCCAUAAUAUCUGCCGAACAUCUGACUAGCCACAAGUAUGUUACACAGAUGUAGACACUUAAUCAUCAAACAAUCAUAUGACAGAGAAGAAGACAGCGUGGUUGAGUGAAGAAUCAGGACAGGUCAUUAGCCAUAAUGUAUAUACCGUAAAAUAACAGCACCCAAAUUUCCUCAGCAGUAAGACAUCCACAUAUUGCAUGUUAACAAGAUGAAAUGACAACUUGGAAAUUCACUGCACACUGUUGCCUAUAUACUUUGUACAUUGAAUAGAUAUUUGUGCUGGGGUGAUCAUAUUGUCUAAAGCAGCCUUCCCUAACAUGGUGCCCUCCGGUUGUGUUGAUCUAUAAAUCUGGACUGUAUCCUGGAAAUUGUAGACUCAAGAAAGCUAAAGGGCAUCAGGUUGGAGAAUGUUAGUCUAAAGACUACAGCAUUGUCCAUCUUUUCUAGCACACAAGUAUGCAAUGCAUACCUAGCUGACGUAUGCAUUGGUAGACUCUUUUCCUACAUAAUCAUGUACGUCAUUUUGAAAAGACAGACUGUGAUGUAGCCAUAGAUCUAUAAUGUAUUGGUACGUCUGUAGACCAAGAUAUAAUUUUUAAAGUAAGUUUAUUAUCUCAAGGUUUACAAAUAACAAAAGGUGCACCUUGUAUUUAAAAUUGCCAUUAUAGAAGAGACCGUGCAUGCACAGUAUAAUUUUUUCCUUUUUUGUUUUAAGAGUAAUAUUUUUAAAUGUAAUAGAUUGUAAGAAGUGGUAAAAGAGGUAUCUGACAGAGAUGAAUGUGCCAAGUAAAACCACAACUGUGUAUAUUUUUAAAGCACAUCAAUGGCUUUAAGUACCGUGUUGUUAAAGAUUUUCAUGAAGUGCCAUAGACUGUAAUCAAAGUAGAGUAUUAUUUCUUCAGUGUUACUUUAAGAGCCACAUUUUUGCUUGUUUUGCUAGUAGGUAAUCAGUCAAAGGGCACCCUUCCGUUUUAAACCAAAGCUGUCUCAGAAAUGGCCACCUCAAGUUUAUAAUAGACAGCACAUUAUUUGUUGUUCUUAUUUUUUUAAAGCAAAAACAAGAGUAGAUAUAUGGAUCAUUCCUACACAUACUGGAUAUAUAAAGCUAUAAAUUAUUAUAAACCAUUGUAGUUGUAAUAGUUUUGCAAAGUAUACUGUAUAACAAACAAUAUUUUAAAAAAAGGGAAGAGCCAUUUCUGAGACAAUAUUAGAAAAAGUCUAAAUAAUUUUAUUUUGCUUCAAUUUUCUAACCUCUGUCAAAAGUCCAAGAGACUCUAAACUUGUUGAAGGAGAUGGGUUUUGCUUUUCUGAUCCAAUGCAUCACUUCAAAGUCACGCACUUAAAAAAAUAGUGACUCUAAUCAUGGGAAAAGCACUGACAUCAGAUGCCUGAUUAAAAAAAAAACCAAAAUAAUCAACAAUCAAUGAAAAUGUUAAUUAGAGUAGGCGCUGGGUGGGUUAAAUAUCGGGUGAGUUUUAUAUGUGAUUUCUUCUGUUGAGAUUUAACUGCUUUAUAGCCUUAGAAAGCCUUUACAAAAUGAAACAAAAAAUAGAUGUGCAUUCAAGUUUUUAAGAUGGAUUCAUCCAAAGGAAAUCCUUUGUGUGGUUUGGAUGUUGCAGUUAGUAAAGGAUAUAUUUUGCUCUGUUAAGCAAAGCUCAAGGUGGGGGCCAGGUCUCUGGUAGCGUCGCGUAGAAUGGGAGAGGUGAGGGUUCGGUUCUAGAAUUCUCCAUACUUCCAAGUUUACUUGCAAGUUUUUAUGCUUGAGAGAUGCUUUCUAGUUAAAAAAAAAAAGAAUGAUGUGUUGAUUUUACUGAUUGUACUGUACAUCUAUUAAAGCCUUAGAUUAUUACAUUACGGGUUAAAACCCAUACCAAUGUAAUUUCAAUCGUGUUAAGAAAGUAUAGGUGACUUCACAUGUUAUUGUAGUUUACUUACAUUUAGAGAAUAUGACUUAUUUUUCCUUGUUAAAAUGGUAGUUUUUAUUUCGUACAUUUAUUAGAUCAUUUUCAUUUUCUAUUACCAGAUGAAUGCCAUUUAAGUUUAUAGAAUUUUGUUUUAUUAGAUUUUACUGAUGAAUUUUUUUCAAAAUAUGAAAAAAAAUUAAAAAUAUUUUUUCUUCAUAGCAUAUGCAGUUUUGAAUUUACAUGUAGUGUCAUGAAUAUUCGUAUUCUUGUUAACUAAAUGAUUUAUAUUUUACUGAUUUAAUAUUACAAUGUAAGAAUAUCAGUCAUUGUUAGUUCUUGUCUAGUUUUCAUUAAAAGAACAAAGAUCUUUUAUAUGGAUAUCUUAUAUAAUCAUUGUUAAGUAAGAAGUUAAGUUGUUGCUAUUGAAAUGAUCCUGGCAGACAACUGAGUAAUAUUUUGAUGAUUUAUUUUGUUUGUAAUUAAUUAUAAAAGAAAAAAUCUAGUUCUUAGAUAUUAGAAUAAAAUUUAUUUUCUACUGUAUCCAUUUCAAAUGUUAAAAUAUUGUUUAAAUAUUUUUUGAAAUCCCUGAAUAUCAGGCCUUCUUAUAAAUAAGCUGCAUAAUCAGUAGAUCAAGGGACUUUUUUUGUUGAUAAUCCAAAUACUCAAAAAAGUUUACGUAUAACAAGAAUUAUAAUAAGUGUGAGUGCUUGUGCAUACUCUUGAGGGAUGAUUAUGCUGCAAUUUAGCAUGUGGGAAAGUAUAGAGAGAAGGUUGACCUUUUGCACUUCUGUAUAUAGUCAAAUAAAAAAAAGAAUGAUGUGUUGAUUUUACUGAUUGUACUGUACAUCUAUUAAAGCCUUAGAUUAUUACAUUACGGGUUAAAACCCAUACCAAUGUAAUUUCAAUCGUGUUAAGAAAGUAUAGGUGACUUCACAUGUUAUUGUAGUUUACUUACAUUUAGAGAAUAUGACUUAUUUUUCCUUGUUAAAAUGGUAGUUUUUAUUUCGUACAUUUAUUAGAUCAUUUUCAUUUUCUAUUACCAGAUGAAUGCCAUUUAAGUUUAUAGAAUUUUGUUUUAUUAGAUUUUACUGAUGAAUUUUUUUCAAAAUAUGAAAAAAAAUUAAAAAUAUUUUUUCUUCAUAGCAUAUGCAGUUUUGAAUUUACAUGUAGUGUCAUGAAUAUUCGUAUUCUUGUUAACUAAAUGAUUUAUAUUUUACUGAUUUAAUAUUACAAUGUAAGAAUAUCAGUCAUUGUUAGUUCUUGUCUAGUUUUCAUUAAAAGAACAAAGAUCUUUUAUAUGGAUAUCUUAUAUAAUCAUUGUUAAGUAAGAAGUUAAGUUGUUGCUAUUGAAAUGAUCCUGGCAGACAACUGAGUAAUAUUUUGAUGAUUUAUUUUGUUUGUAAUUAAUUAUAAAAGAAAAAAUCUAGUUCUUAGAUAUUAGAAUAAAAUUUAUUUUCUACUGUAUCCAUUUCAAAUGUUAAAAUAUUGUUUAAAUAUUUUUUGAAAUCCCUGAAUAUCAGGCCUUCUUAUAAAUAAGCUGCAUAAUCAGUAGAUCAAGGGACUUUUUUUGUUGAUAAUCCAAAUACUCAAAAAAGUUUACGUAUAACAAGAAUUAUAAUAAGUGUGAGUGCUUGUGCAUACUCUUGAGGGAUGAUUAUGCUGCAAUUUAGCAUGUGGGAAAGUAUAGAGAGAAGGUUGACCUUUUGCACUUCUGUAUAUAGUCAAAUAAAAAAAUAAAGAGAGAAACCUGUAUAAUAGUAAGAUCUUAUUUUGAAUAAAAAUGUCUAUAAAUACAAGGAGUUUUGUUAAGGCUUAUAAAAAUGACAGGCUGAACAAAAUUGCUUGCAAAAAAAGUGGCACAGAAUUAGCACUCCAUACCCCUUUGAAAAAGUGGCUUUGCUUUAUGUGAACAGCUUCUAGUUUGCCAGGAUUCUUUCAGCUGGAAAGAUUGGCCAUCCUUCUCAUGACUAACAAAAGCUGCACUGGUCUAAAUCUGCCUGAAGAUAAUUUCUGAUGAGACAAGAAAAAUAAAAAUUAUUUUUUUAAAAAUGAAAUUUCAGAAAAACAGGUACUUCCAACCAUUAAAGGUAAAAUCGUGGAUCUAAUAUGUCUUACAUUACUCAAAACAACUACUGCAUGUUUCAAGUAUCAAGGAGAGAGAGAAAGAAAAAGAAAAUAUAAAUAGAUAUAAAAUAUAUAUUCUAUUCAAACCAGUUUCUGAAAAAUUUCAGUAGUUUUAUUAUUCACACACUAGCGCAAAGACACACAUACACAGAGAAAGCGAUUAUUGACUUCACAUGCACACUAAAGAAGUUUUAAAAUGUCAACAGGCAAACCAAAACAAAACCAUCAUAGCUGUAGUUGUUAUGUAAUUAUUUUUAUUGCUGUAGUGAUCCGGUUCUUUUAGCAGGUGAAAAAAAAAUACCCUUUCAAAUUUACCAUUUUUAACCUAAAGCACUUGACAAACCAUGUACUACAUGAAGCCAAAGUGAGGGGGGAGGGAACCAAUGAUUGGAUCUAUUCUGUCUCAUAAUUCAUAUUGAUGAAUUAGUACAUGUUGCACUUCCUUGCAACCCUAUAACUUUCAUCUGCUGAAAGGACAGGUGUGCUUGGUUUUUACUAUUAUGUAACCACAGACUUAAAUUUGCUUGGUAGUUGCUCCUACUUAUGUACUCUGUCCUGGGCUGCAAUUUGUUUUUAUGCUUAUUUUAUUAUUACUGCUAUAGCUGUAUGAAAAAAAAAAUAAAGUUAAAUUGCCCUAAUAAAAAUUUCUUUUAAUUAUC
Ahaetulla prasina is the source of this 7333-nucleotide messenger RNA. It is a transcript of the gene MBNL1, whose product is annotated as muscleblind like splicing regulator 1. Gene Ontology annotation, molecular function: metal ion binding. NCBI's taxonomy places the organism in Eukaryota, Metazoa, Chordata, Lepidosauria, Squamata, Colubridae. The coding region runs from base 1282 to 2700 and encodes 472 amino acids. The transcript is spliced from 14 exons. The record is from RefSeq and is a predicted model, not a curated record.